Messenger RNA from Melanotaenia boesemani (Boeseman's rainbowfish), 2049 nucleotides. It is a transcript of the gene mrgbp, whose product is annotated as MRG/MORF4L binding protein. The record is from RefSeq and is a predicted model, not a curated record. The transcript has 5 exons. Gene Ontology annotation, cellular component: nucleus; NuA4 histone acetyltransferase complex. Bases 92 to 751 code for a protein of 219 amino acids. Lineage: Eukaryota; Metazoa; Chordata; Actinopteri; Atheriniformes; Melanotaeniidae. Gene Ontology annotation, biological process: regulation of transcription by RNA polymerase II.
CCGGCCGGUUUCCGGUGCAGUGGGAGAUUAGCAGUACCCCUACCUGGAGUUGGUUCUUUAUUUCUUCCCACUUUAUACUUUGUUGUUUAAGAUGGGGGAAGCAGAUGUGACGCUGAGCCAGACUGACGAGAAGCCUCCAGACUCGGGACUGGCUUCAGGGGAGGACUCGGUGGUCUGGAGCCACGAGGUGGAGGUGUGUUUGUUCCACGCAAUGAUUGGACAUAAACCCGUCGGAGUGAACCGUCACUUUCACAUGAUCUGCAUCAGAGACAAGUUCAGUCAGAACAUCGGCCGGCAGGUCUCAUCCUCCGUCAUCUGGGACCACCUUGGAACCAUGUACGACAUGCAGGCCCUGCAUGAAUCAGAGAUCCUGCCAUUCCCGAACACGGAGAAGAGCUUCUCUCUGCCUGUCGACAUCAUCCAGGAAGUUAAAGAAGGGAAGCUGGGCUCAGAGGAGGAGACCAAGGAGGAGUUCAGGAUGGAGAGAGAUCCUCCAGCAACGCAUGAAGAAGGAAGUAACUCCUCUGUGAAGAUGUCGGAGCGAACGAGCAGCAGUCGGGACAAAGAGAGGGAGCGAGAGAAGGAGAAGGUGGGGAGUGAAGGAGCAGCGGGAGGAGGAGGUGGUAGUGGAGGAGGAGGAGGCGGCGGAGGCAAGGAGGCAGAGAAGAGGAAGAGGAGCCGAGCAGCUGAGAAGCUGCUAUCUUCUUCCAACCCAGCAAGUCCAGGAGGAGCCAAGAGGAGGCGCACUUGAAGGCUGGACAGCAGGAGGUGACCAUACCGGCCGCCAUGUCAUGUGACGUCUGCGGCUCCUCUGAUUGGCUGCCUCACACCUGCCACUCAUCCUGUGACAGCAGCAGGAAGUGACGCCUGGAUGAGGAUGCAGCUGCUGACCACAGUUUGUGUUUGUCUUCCUGUUUGUGUUGUGUGAUCGUCGACUGUAGUCCUGAGUUUUGCCUGUCAGGCUGAUACAAGUCACCCUGAGUCUAAACAUCUUUGGUCCCCCUGCAUGUCGUCUCAUACUGUUGGAUCCUGAGACGUCAGUAAUCUUUUUUUACUUUGUUUCUUGUUGAAACUGAUGAACACAGGAACCUGGAGAACGUGAUGAUUUCCAUCAUUUUGCUCAUAGAUCUGUAGCAUUUAGGAUCAGCUUCUCAGUCUGCUGCAUGCUUCCAUCCUAUAACCCAGUCCAGCUGAAGCUGUUUGGAUAAAAUAAGCAACUUUAACACCAUCAGACCUGUUUUGGUUGCAUCUGCUUAUUUUAUUAAAUGUUUCAGUAACAAAUAUCCAAUUACAAACCAAACCUAAACAGCACCACUCUCAAACCGCCCAUCACAGAACCCAGGUGUCAGUCGCUGCGUUUUAGACCUGUCAGGCAAAACAAAGGGAAAAGCCUUAUUUCUGGUUGUUUGUGAAUCCAUUGGAGUUUUUCUUGCUUCCUCUGAUGUUAAACAAGUGGUGCAGUGCAUUAUGGGUCAGCAGCAGCAGAACAACGGACGAACGCUGGACGCAUUCCUGUUUGUGAACGGAGACGUCAACAUUCCAGCUUUUUGUUUGACACCUUCAGCUUUUAUUUUUUCCUGUUUUCCUGCAGGUUGAGUUCUGAAUCAGAUGGUUUUAUGUUCAGAAAAUCGUUAAAUCUUUGUCAGCUCCAGCUGAUGUCCUUAAAAAGAAGGUCAAAGUCCACGUUUGAUCAGAGCCAUGACUGUUUGGUCCAGAAGCUCUGUGAUUUUCAGGUUUUUUACGAGAUACGAAGCGUUUGCCUGGUUGGCUUUUGGAGACCAGAGACCAACGCUCGGCUCAUGUCAAAGUCCGACCAGGAAUGUUGAACGUUUCUCCGAUGAAGUUUCCUUGUCUUAGAACAAACUGCAGUAAAUCAGUUUCUGGAAUAUUCAGUCGGUUCAUUCAUGUGUGACAUUUAUUCUCUUUUCUUUUUGUUAUAUGAAGUUAAAGUUUUCCCUUUAACUUUUUUUAGUAAUGUCUUAAUUUAUUGAUGAUGAUGAUGGGCUGAUGUUUGAGGCUGUUUGUGACAUUAAAGAUGACCUCAGAUCA